Molecule: messenger RNA, 702 nt
Organism: Geodia barretti
Lineage: Eukaryota; Metazoa; Porifera; Demospongiae; Tetractinellida; Geodiidae
Source: the annotation of a GenBank genome assembly
AUGCUCGCCCAUGCCAACUGGUGCUGGUACGACAGUGAGCUGGUGGUGACUUCCAUGCGCGACGACUUAGAGGUGGAACGCCAGGAAACGCGAAGCCUGCAGUUGCCCAGCCGCUUCGACACGCGGCUGGCAGUCAGCCGUGACGGCAAGAUUUUUGAGCGGUGCGGUGGGCGCAAGCCUUUCAUGAGACCCGGGCCGGAGGGAAGCUUUUCUUCCCGAGUGAUAUGGGAAAUGCCGAAUCCCAUUCGUGUCGGUGACGAGCUGUGGAUCUACUACACUGGGGUUAACUGGGAUGAGAACCGCAUCGUCGAUCCUACGGCGCAAAGCCAUCUCAGCGGAAUCGACCGUGCGGUUAUGAGAUUGGAUGGAUUUGUGUCGGCCGACGCGGAUUACAGCGGCGGCGAAAUCAUCACCCCGUCGAUUCGAUUCGCAGGCAGGCGGUUGGAAUUGAAUGUAGACACCAGCGCUGGAGGCUCGGUACUGGUGGAACUCCAGCAUGAGAACGGUCAGCCUGUACAAGGCUACAGCGAGAAGGAAGCCACGUUCAUAUGCGGCAACUCCGUUCGGAUGCCCGUGUGCUGGGGGGAGAGACAGGAUGUGAGUCAGCUAUCGGGAAAGCCGAUAAAGAUACGCUUUGUCAUGCGCGACUGCAAACUGUACGCGUUUCAAUUCAUAUCUGACCACACAGUUUCCCGUCAAUAA